CUAAUGCAAUCUUAUUCCGAUCCAUUAAAAUUCUCUAUCUCCGGAGUAGCAAAUGUGAAGUCAAAUGACGCUGUAUGUAGACUACGUCUGCGCAUAACACCUCUAGCGCAGAAAUUCCCAAUGGGGAAACCAACUCACUUUCCGCACAGUCGGCCAUGUGGAGGAUUCCAGUCGAUAAACGGUCAUCUCAAUCGGGCCAGAAGUACUGAACAGUGCCCUCUCCUUCUCACCCGUCUCCAUUAAUCUCUAUCUUAUGGGAACUUAUUGAUUUCCAACCGACUUCAUUCUGCCCUCAACGGGCCACCUUGCGCUUUCUCCGAACUACCAUCACCACAUCUCACCAUGACUGCACAAUCGCUGAGCUCGUUGUUGCAACGUGCAUCCAUCGACGACCAUGACGAAGUCUUGAAAUCAUGCAAUGCGGCUCUGGCAAAAUCCAAGUCGGAUCUGCAGGCUCAACACGUCAAAGUGGUCGCUUUGUUGAAGCUCGACCGUUACGAGGACUCCCUCCGCGUAUUCGAAGACGCCGAUGAUGCCUUGAAGAAGAGGGCGGCUUUGGAAUACGCUUACACUCUCUACAAGUGUGGACGCCUGGACGAGUCUAUUGAUGUUGUGUCCGGUUUGAGUGGUGGAAGAGGCGCUGGCCAUUUAGAGGCUCAAGCGAGCUACCGUGCUGAGAAAUUUCGUCGCACGGCUGAGAUCUACGAAGAGCUGUCCCAAGGCGCAUCGAUAGCCAACGAAGAGAACGAUCUCCGGAUCAAUGCUUGGGCGGCGGAUGCCCAGUUGCAGUGGAAAGGCUACCCCGAAUUUGUCCGUCAUACCAGACCUACCCGUGAUGACCUGGAGGCUUUCGAGACGGUUUAUAAUGCAGCUUGUUUGAGUAUUGCCAAGGGGGAGUUUGGUCAGGGAGAAAUGCUUCUGAAGCGGGCCAAAGAGCUGUGUCGAACUUCGGAAGAUCUUACACCUGAAGACCGAGCGGCCGAAUUGCUCCCGAUCGCUGUGCAGCAACUGUAUGUCUUGGUUAGACAAGGGAAAUCAGAGGAGGCCGAGUCGGUUCUCGAGGAGAUUUCUGUGAACGACAUCUCCGAGCUUUCCACGAAGAAAAUCGCGAAGAAUAAUAUCCAACUCUUCCGCAACGCCACUGCGAAUCCGUAUGUUCUCUACAAAGGUUUCCAUGAAACCCCCGACUCCACCGACAGCGACAAACUCUUUGAUUUCCAGAAUAAUAUCAUGGUGGGCAACUCCCAUGCCCUGGACCUUCUUGUCCGCAAAUAUGAUGGUAUUAUUCGGUCGACUUCCGAUGUGCUCUCGAAAAGCCCUUGCCCCUCCGCGGAACCCAGCGUCAACCUUCAUUCGGUUUUCAACUCUGCAGCACAUGCACAGGGUGAGUCGGGAACCAAGGCGUUGAAGCAAAUCCUUCCUUUGCUCGAGAGACGACCCAAGGAUAUUGGAUUGGUAUUGACUGUCGUUCAACUCUACGUGAGUGCCGGCAACACUACUUCUGCCAUCACAACGCUGGAAAGAUCUCUACAACUUCUUGAGGACUCCAUCUCUGAACAAGACAAAGACGUCCGAUUCAACCCAGGUCUCCUUGGCAUCCUUAUUUCUUUGUAUAAACUCGAAGGCCGAAGGGUUCAGAUUCGCUCUGAACUGGCCAAGGCCGCGUCCUACUGGCGCGAACGGGCCGAGGCCCCUGCUUCAUUACUGCGGGCGGCGGCAGCAUCGCUGUUGCACUCGUCCGACCGCUCAUACCUGGCUAUCUCUGGAGAACUGUUCAAGUCUCUGCGUCAGAAGGACCCGAAUGACCGCUUCGCGAUCGCAGGCUAUACGGCAUCGCAAGCUACUCUCGACUACUCCAAGGUUGAGGGCCAAGUCGAUAGUCUUCCUUCAGUCCAAGAUUUGAUCGCCGAUGUCGAUGUUGCUGCUCUAGAAAAGUCUGGUAUUUCGCCCUCUUCCUCAACGGCCGCUGCUGCUGCUGCUGCUAUUGCCGGUGCCAGGAAGAGAACAGCCGAUGGCAAACAGGGCCGAGCAACGAAGCGGAUCCGCAAGUCUCGCCUCCCCAAGGACUUCGACCCCAAUAAGACCGCAGACCCUGAGCGGUGGUUGCCUCUUCGGGAUCGCUCCUCAUACCGGCCCAGAGGACGGAAGAACAAGCAGCGGGCGGCAGAUCGGACACAAGGAGGUGUUGUUAGCGAAAAAGCAGACGACUCCAGCACUUCUGCUCAACAGCAAAAGCCUCAAGGAGGCGGCAGUGCCAAUUCGAAGAAAAAGAAGAAGGGAAAGAGGUAGAUGCUUUAUGUCUGUUGAUGAGAUAUGCCUUGCAUGGACAAGGGAAAAAAUUUCGUUUGAAGCAUGUAGAGUUGAUAGCAGAAAUUUGCUCGCUUGGACAUACAAUAC
Molecule: messenger RNA, 2397 nt
Organism: Aspergillus wentii DTO 134E9
Lineage: Eukaryota; Fungi; Ascomycota; Eurotiomycetes; Eurotiales; Aspergillaceae
Product: signal recognition particle subunit SRP72
Exons: 4
Coding region: 343-2289 (648 amino acids)
Biological process (GO): SRP-dependent cotranslational protein targeting to membrane
Cellular component (GO): signal recognition particle, endoplasmic reticulum targeting
Molecular function (GO): ribosome binding; protein binding; 7S RNA binding
Source: RefSeq, a predicted model, not a curated record